Molecule: messenger RNA, 694 nt
Organism: Branchiostoma floridae (Florida lancelet)
Lineage: Eukaryota; Metazoa; Chordata; Leptocardii; Amphioxiformes; Branchiostomatidae
Product: tetratricopeptide repeat protein 36-like
Exons: 5
Coding region: 75-629 (184 amino acids)
Biological process (GO): cilium assembly
Molecular function (GO): protein binding
Source: RefSeq, a predicted model, not a curated record
CCAUUUCUGCAGACGACACGGUCGACAUCAACACACACACAUCUGUCUGCUAUCUGAGGUUUGAUUGUCCUAUCAUGGCGACUGCUAAUGACAAGCGGGUCCUCAACUCCAUCUUUAACCCAAAUUUACCUUUUGGAGACGUCGUAGAAGACGAAGAAGAAAGGGAGGAAGGAGAGGGAACUGAAGACAACGAAGCAAUCAAAGAGGCGAAGAGGUUAGAGCUCCUUGCCGUGCAGAGUGCAGAAAACGGAGACAUUGACCAGGCGCUGGACCUGUUUAACCAGGCAGUGGCCGUGGCGCCAGACUGGGCCUCCGGGUACAACAACAGAGCACAGGCACUCAGGCUGAGGGGAGAUGUCUUAGGUGCCCUGGAUGAUUUGAACAAAGCCAUCAACCUGAGCCAGGGAAAAGGGAAAGCAGCAUGCCAGGCUUUCACUCAGAGGGGUCUUAUCAACAGGUUGGAGGGUCGGGACGAAGAAGCCUUGGAAGACUUUAAGAAAGCAGCUUGUCUGGGGAGCGAGUUUGCCAAGACUCAAGUCGUCGCCAUGAAUCCUUACGCUGCUCUCUGCAACCAGAUGUUGCGGGAGGUCAUCGGCAAACUGAAGAGAGGAGAGGCCGAUGAGGAAUAAACAACCCGAGAACUCUCCUCUGAACUUCUGAACGAUACUAGCUGACUGACACUGACUGUCCAUCA